Toxotes jaculatrix (banded archerfish) is the source of this 7925-nucleotide messenger RNA. RefSeq names its product centrosomal protein 290 (gene cep290). NCBI's taxonomy places the organism in Eukaryota, Metazoa, Chordata, Actinopteri, Toxotidae. Gene Ontology annotation, biological process: camera-type eye development; kidney development. The record is from RefSeq and is a predicted model, not a curated record. The transcript is spliced from 51 exons. Bases 601 to 7902 code for a protein of 2433 amino acids.
UUUGACAAACUACGUGUAUACGGCCAGUACCAGCGUUAAAGAGCGGUUGAUAAGCGAUAUGUGUUAAUGUUAUAUCCGCCAUGUAUGUGCAGUGUGUUAAAAUUCCCGGGAAGCGUGUAGUCGCCGCUUUUUACUAAUUUUAUGUUGCUGUGAACUAGCUUAAUUAGCUAACCGUUGUUGUCAACGGUAACCUAGCAGCCAAAGCAUCACAUCAUGGAAACCACAGGAUGGAUGCUUACUGUAAAUUAAACUUAUUUGUAGCCUAUAUUCUGCGUCUACCACAUUAAACUUGCCUUAGCUUAAAUAGUAACAGACGUUCGGUUCUAACGUUUUAACGUAGAAACCUUAGCGUCUAACGUUAGCUAGGUGUUUCACGAUGAAUUUCUCGUAGCAGUUUGUGGAGUAACGUGCCUAACGUUAAACGUCGUCACAAAUAUCAGCGUAAUGCGAAGAAUAAGUUUUUUUUACGAAAUUUAACGAGCACAUCAGUGUUAGCCUAACUACAGUGAACUAGCUGUCCAGCUAACGAAUAUUUUGUAGUUCUCACUAAACUGACUGCCCAAUUCCUGGUUAACUCUUUACAAACACACUAUAGCCAAGAUGCCUGCUGCUCUUGAGUGGGAUAAAGUGACAAGAAUUGACCCGGCUACCCUCCAUGAAUGUGAAAAAGACCAUGUGGACGAGGUCUUCAACAUGUUCGUUUUGACAGAAGACUGGGGGGUGAAGGAUAAAACUCCUGAAAACAUUAUUAAAGUCCUCAGUGUGUUCCAGGCCAUGCUGAAGAUUAGGGAUCGGGAACUUACUCUUGCCUACAAGCUAAUGGAGGAUAUUGUUGUUCAGCAAUCUAAAACUGAGAAGCUCAAUGUCAAGAUGUCGAGGCUGGAACAAGAAUGCCAGCACUCCGGAACCGGGCCAGACACCCGCUUUCUGAGAGAUGAGAUUCGGCAGCUCGAGACCCAGCUGGAGCAAAGAGAGAAGGAGUUGACCCAGUUAAAGAGAGAGAUGGGCAAGGAAAAGAAAACCAACGAGGAGUUGGUUGUGCGAGCAGAGGAGGCUGAGGAUGAGGUUAAGAAGCUGAAAAGAGAGAAUGAGCAGCUCCAGCAAGAUGUAGACUUCUAUCGGGGAGAGCUGGACCAGAAGGAGCCGGGUCCAUCCAGAGACGAGAAUGCUGAGACCCAGAGGAGGCUCAACUCGGCCAACCGCCAGCUCUGCCAGUGCUUGGAAGACAUUCAGCGAGUCGAGGAUGAAAACCUAUAUCUGAAGACGCAAAACGAGCAGCUGCAGAAAAGUCUGGAGGAGUCUGUGAAGGAUAUGGACAAGAUGACAGACAAGUACAACAGGAUGAAGAUUAUUGUACAACAGACUGACUCCAAUAUGGACCAGCUCAGGAAAGAGAGAGAUCAUUCAAAGCUUCAAGUCAGAGAGUUAACAGAUAAGAUUCAUUGCAUGACUGAAGAGGAUGACCCAAUUAUGGCAGCAGUCAAUGCCAAAGUGGAGGAAUGGAAGAGAGUUCUAUCUGGGAAGGAUGAUGAAAUUCUGGUGUACCAGCAGAUGAUCCGUGAUCUGAGGGAAAAGCUACGUUCAGCCCAGCUGGACUUGGACAAAAGCAACAUCAUUGCCUUGCAGCAGGCCGUCCAAGAGAGAGAUAAUCAAAUCAAGAUGCUGAGUGAGCAGGUGGAGCAGUAUACAGGCGAAAUGGAGAAGCACACCUUACUCAUUGAGGAGCUGAAGACAUCCACGAAGAAAGACAGAGGCCUACCAUCGACCAUACAGCAGAGAAAGAUGGAAGAGCUGAAGUCUAAGCUGGAAGCUGCAUUAGCCAGAGCAGUGGAAGCAGAGCGGGGAGUAAAGCUUGCGGAAGCUCAUGCUGAGGAAAAAGACAAAGCACUCAUUGAGGCUUCAAACCGCUUGAGCCAAUACGAGUCUGGCACUUAUGGCCUGGAAGCUGCCAUUUUAGAGAUCAAAGAGUCUAAAAAUCAAAUUAGAGUGAGAGAUUGUGAAGCAGAGGCCAUGACCAAAGAGAUCAACCAGCUUGAGAUGAGAAUCAAUGACCUCAUGGACGAAAACGAGGAUUUCCGAGAAAAACUAGGUCUGGAACCAAAGCAGGAAGUGGAUCUGACAGAAUUCAGGCGAGCCAAAGAUCUCAGGCAGCGCCAGUACAAAGCAGAAAACCAAAUCCUCACUAAAGAGAUUGAACGGCUUGAAGAGGAAAGACUGGAGCUAAAGAAGCAAAUAAGACGCAUGGUGAAGGAAAGAGCUGUCUCUGCAGGGAUCCCACAGUCGAGCUUGCUUCUGGAGGAAGACAUCAGGCCCAGCAGAGCUGUGCCACUUAAACAAAGCAGCACUUACACAGAUGAAGAGAUCGGACAAAAAAAUGAGUACCUAGAAAAAGAACUGAGCAAAAAGGAGAGAGAGCUGGAACUUCACAAGACCCAGUUUCAAGUCAAAUUGGACGAACUGUCAAAAGUGAAACAAGACCUGGAGGCAGCACUGAAAGACGUCCUCCAAGCCAUGAAGAUUAAUCAAGAGACAACUCCAUCUCAUGGUGCCAUUAAUAUUGCCAAUCUGGAAAGGGUGGCUAAUGCUGUAGAUGUCAACAACAUGGGUGGUCAGUCUGAGUCAGCCCAGCACCUCAAGUCCCAAAUUCAUCAGCUGGUGGGGAGAAAUGAAGAACUGAGGCAGGAAUUGAAAUCAGCCCGUGAGGAAGCAACAAGCAGCUUUAGCCAGUUUGCCAGAGCCAAAGAAAAGGUGAGCCAACUAGAAGGUGAAUUGGAGCUGCUCAGGAAAUCAGGCAGCAGCGGAGUUGUGCUCCGACCUCUGACUCUUCCAGAGGGCCUGGGGCCCAGUAGCUCUGAGAUCAUCAGUUCCCUGAAUGAGUACACUGUUCGACUUCUUCAGGAGCUCAAAAACAAGGAGGACCAAAGCAAGAAACUUGUGGGAACACUGGAGGAAUACAAAGAAAAGUUUGCUGUUAUCUGCCACCAACAAGGACUCCUCUAUAAAGAAUACCUAAGUGAAAAGGCUGAAUGGCAGAAGGAGAAAGAGACAUUUACAGAGGCGAAGGACAAGCUGGAGGUGCAAAAGCAGGUGGAUGCUGUUAAAAUCCAAGAGUUCAACGAGCUGCUAGACACCCUUCAGAAGGACCCAGAGGAAAUCAGGAGACAGUUGAGUGAAGCAUUGCGCAAGUUGACGGUGUUGAGGGUCAAUGAGAAGAAACUGACACGGCGCUACACCACCCUGCUGGAGCAGGAACAGCACCUCCGCAAGGAGAACAGCAAACUAAGGGACGAGAGCAGCCACAUGCAGGCUUCCGUCACUCAGCGGAUAGGCUACCUGCAGAGAUAUAAGGAAAUGGCUGCAUAUAAGAUAGCAGCACUGCAAAAGGCCUUGGAUGACAGUGUGCCCUCAUCAGACCUGGAGAAGGCUAAUAAACAGUAUACAGAGCUCACAGUCAAAUACAGAGACAUGCUGCAGUGGGACAGCCGCCUCAUACAGAGAACCACCAACCUUGAACAUUUGGAGAGUGAGAAUCAGUCUCUCCGGGAGCAAAUCUCCGCCAUGAAUAAAGAACUGGAGAUCACAAAGGAGAAACUGAAUACUUUGGAGCAAGCAUGGGAGAACGUCAGUUCAGUUGGAGGUGAAAAUGGCAUGGAUAAGGCAAGCAAAGCACUGUCCAACAAUGAAAUGGUAUCGGCGGCCAGAAGAAUCACCACUCUGGAGAUGAAGGAGCUGAAUGAGAGGCAGAGAGCUGAGCAUGCCCACAGAAUGUAUGAACAUGUGAGGAAUUCUCUCAAGCAAGUGGAAGAGCGCAAUUUAGAAUUGGAGUCCAAGUUUGCAGAGCUGACAAAGAUGAAUGUAGAGGCCCAGAGGGUGGAGCGGGAGCUGAGAGAUGAGCUGGCAGACAGUGUCAGCAAAGCCGUGAGCGACGCUGACAGAGCCAGGAUUACAGAGUUGGAGAAGGCUGAGGCUGAGCUCCGCAUCGAGGUUUCUAAGCUUCAAGAGGUUUCUGAUGUGGCCAUGAUGCAGGUGUCUGCUCUACAAGCCAGACAACAGUCCAAGGAGAAGGAAGUAGAAGCUCUGAGGAGACAAAUACUGGACUACCAGUCACAGUCAGAUGAGAAGACCCUCAUUGCAAAGCUCCACCAGCAUAUCGUGGCUCUCCAGCUCAGUGAAUCAGCUGCUUUGGCCAAGCUGGAGGCUGCCACCUCUCACAUCCAACAGCUGGAGGCCUACAAGCUGCGUGCUGAACAGCGGCUGGAUGCUAGUGAGCGCACUCUGUUCCUUGCCCGCCAGGAGGGCAGAAAUCGGUCCAAACACCUACGGCAGACCAUCCAGUCACUGCGUAGGCAGUUUGCUGGAGCUCUGCCACUUACCCAGCAGGAAAAGUUCUCUGUGACUAUGGUGAGCCUCCAGGAGGAUAGAGCAAAAGCCCAGGAAGAGAAGAGGAAGGCAGAGAUGGAGAGGAGGAGAGCAGAAGGCAGGGCUGAAGAACUGGAACUGAAGCUUCAAGGGCUGGAAGAGCUCAUCUCAACACUGAAGGAUGUAAAAGGGGCCCAGAAGGUAACAGAGUGGCACAAGAAGAUGGAAGAAGCUUGUCUACAGGAGCUGAGGAAAGGCAGGGAACUCACAGUCCAGAAGGAGGAGAUCAGGUACCUGAAGAAUCUUGUAGAGGAGCAGGAGAAAACCAUUCGCUCACUGGAAGAGGAUAUUGUGCAGCAAAACAUGCUUCAAGAAGAACGUCAGCUUGCAUGGGAUCAGCGAGAGGUGGAGCUGGAGCGGCAACUGGACCAGUACGAGAAGCACCAGGACGAAAUUCUGAGCAGUGCAGAGAAGUUUGAGGAAGGUACAGGCUUCCUACCAGACCCGAGUCUACCCCUUGCUCAUCAGUUGGAGUUUGCUUUGAGUAAAAUCAGAGAGCAUGUCCGCACCAUCUUGGACACACAGGCCACCUGCAAAAGUUUGGAUGAGAAGUUGAAAGAGAAAGAAGCAGCUCUGUGGAAGGCAGAACAGAACAUUGUGUCCAGGGAUAAAGUGAUCAACGAGCUACGUCUUCGGCUCCCAGCUGCUGCCAACAGAGAACGCCUGCUAGCUGACCUUGCGAAGCAUGAAGAGGGCCAGUCAGACAGUCAGCCUGCCUUCAAGCUGGCUCACCAGACCAUCAAAGACCUCCAGUGUCGACUUGACAAAAAAGAAGAUGUGCUGAAGAAAUACCAGAACCAACUGACUCAGGCCAGACAGGAUCAAGAGGAGAUGAUAAAGAGACAUCAGGAGGAGCUUAAAAUGCUGCAUCAGAAACUGGACUUGUACACGGACACCUCCCUGGACCGCUUCAAACAGACAGCAAUGGAACUGAUGAAAAAGCCCAUUAUCAAGGUGCCAACCUCAAAGCAUCUGGAGCGCCUGGCUGAGUUAGAGCAGACAGUGGCUGAGCAGGACCUCUCACUCUCCUCUGCCACAGAGAAACUGAAGCUGACCACUGCCGAGCUGGAGCGACAGAGGACCGCCAUGGAAACACAGGCUAAGAAACAUGCAGAGGAGAUGUCAAAGCUGGAGGAGUAUCACGCUGCCCGGGUGAAAACUCUGACUCACGAGACUGAGGAUCAGAGGAGCCAGAUCGCCCAGAUGGAGAGGGAGAUUAACUACCUCCAAACUGAGCUGGAGGCCCAGAAGGAGGCUAACGUCCGCUCCCCCAGCAACACCAUGAAAAACCUGGUUGAACGACUCAAAGCACAACUCACCCAGAAAGAGAAACAACUCAAGGCUCUCAGUAAGGCUCUGUUGGAGCUGCGGGCAGAGAUGAUGUCUGCUGCAGAGCAGCAAGUCAUAGCCAGUGCUGCACAGAAAGAGGAGAGUCUCAAUGUGCAGAUGUUGAUUGACAGGCACACCAAAGACCUAAAGAUGCGGGUGCAAGAACUUAAUGAAGAACUUCAAGCUGCAAAAGAGUCUGCCAAGGCAGCCAGAGGUCGGGAGAACACCCUGAAAGAGGAAGUGGAGUGCCUGAACCAGGACCUCCAGAGAAGUCAGAAAACCCAGAGACGCCUGCAGACUGAAAAGGAGGAGAGGGAGCAGGAAAUCCAGGAGGUUAAGCAACAAAUGAAGAGGCUCAGCAGUGCUCUUCAGAAUCAACCAGAACCAGAUGGGAAGGGGCCAACCAUCGAGAAUCUGCAGAAGAAGAUCAGGAGGCUGGAGUCUGACUUGGAGAAAAGAGCAGAAAUGAAAAAUAUCAAAGACGAUCAUGCAAAGACCAAAGAAGAAAUUGUGCGGUGGGAGGAGGGUAAGAAAUGGCAGGCUAAAAUGGAAAAAGUGAAGAAUUCAGUGAAGGAGAAGGAACGAGAAAAUGAGUCCCUGUUCAAACAGCUCAGCACUCUUAAAGACCUCUAUGGCAGACUGGAGCAAGAGAAGGGCGCACUGCAGAAAAAGCUGAAGGCCAGAGGAGUGACUGCUGAUCAGGUGGUGGGGGUGAGAUCCACUGAAAUGGAGAAGGAAAUGGAGGAGCUAAAGAAGAAGAACUCGGACCUGGAGACACAGAUCCUCACCAUAAAACAGCACCAGGCUUUACCUCGUGAUGACGCCAUGGAAAACCUGACCACGAGGAACCGCUACCUAGAGGAGAGAGUCCACACUUUAGAGAGUCAGAUGUCCAAAGAGCCACUGUCAAGACCCUCUACUUCAGGACGAGGCACUGGCACUCCCUCACAGAGAGAUCAGGACCUCCAAAAAGAAAAUCUCAAGCUGGCCUCUGAGAACCUGGAGCUGCGCUUCCAACUGGAGCAGGCCAACAAAGACUUACCAAGGCUCAAGAAUCAAGUUGCAGACCUUAAGGAGAUGUGCAGUGCACUGAAAAAGGAAAAGGCAGAGGUGCAGAAAAAACUGGCUCACAUGCAUGGAGCUGGUCACAGUGGGAAAACAGUACCUGAACUUGAGAAAACCAUUGGGUUGAUGAAGAAGGUGGUGGAGAGGGUGCAGAGGGAAAACGAGACGCUGAAGAAAUCCAGCGCACCUGCAAAUCAAGACAAGGUCGUUGCUCUGGAGCAAGAAAACGAAAAACUGAAGGCUGGUUAUGAGAAACUGAAGAGUGAAAGUGAAGCUGAGCUGAGUUCAAAACUGGAAUCUAAAACCAAAGGACUGGAGAAAAUAGUGAUGGAGAAUGAACGUUUACGCAAGGACAUCAAAAGGGAAAUUGAGGCUGCAGAGAAACUGAGAGUGAGCAAAACGAGUCUGGAGGUGAACAACGAGAAGCUGGAGGCAGAGUUGGAAGAAACAAAGCAACGGCUUCUGGCAGCUUUGUCCAGACCCAUCACAGAGGGAGCAGACAGCAAGACCUGGAAGGCAUCUGUGGUCACAAGAAUGUUUGAGAACAAGAUGAAGGAACUGGAGAAGGAGCUCUCCCAGAAAACCUCCACCCUCUCUGAACUCCGACAGCAGCUGAAGGAAGUGAACGCUCGUGAGGAAAGAGCUCAGACAAACAUCCGACAACUCGAGGAUCAGGUUGACAUGUUAAAAAGCUUUCCCACCGCUGCAAAGACGGAGGCGGGACUCACCAAGGAGUUUCAGGCAAUGAGAUUGGUCAACACUGAGCUGCAGAAGGAGAACAGAGAUCUGAAGAAGAGGCUCAACGAGUACAGUGAGCGAUAUGGCGAGACAUCUUCUAAACUAGAUUACGGGAAGGUCAAAACUCUUCUGCAGGCAGCUGAAGCUGAGAAAACGAAACUUGAGGCCGAGGUCAAAAAGCUGAAGAAAGAACUGGAGAACUUUGACCCAACAUUUUUUGAAGAGAUUGAGGACCUGAAAUAUAACUACAACGUAGAAGUCAAGAAGAACAUUCUGCUGGAGGAACAGCUGAAGAAGGUGUGUGAUCAGUUUGGUGUAAAAGCUGAAAUGCCCGGUGUGUCCAUCAGUUAACUCAGGGUUACUGUGCCUACAAC